Molecule: messenger RNA, 369 nt
Organism: Formica exsecta
Lineage: Eukaryota; Metazoa; Arthropoda; Insecta; Hymenoptera; Formicidae
Exons: 1
Coding region: 1-369 (122 amino acids)
Source: RefSeq, a predicted model, not a curated record
AUGGUCAAGAUGUGUCUAGGAGAUUAUGGCAGGGAGAUCUGGCGCCCGAUGCACGAAAUCUAUUAUCUGGAGGAUAGAUACAAGGAGCUGCCAUGGCAAGGUAUCGCCUGCGGUUUGGCAUAUACCGGAUGCGAAGGACGCGGCAAAAUCUGGCCAGACAAAACCAACAAACUUUGUCAAAUCCUUGCUGAGGGACACAAAGGCUGGAUUAAUAUCGUCCAGCCCAUUAGGAGAGGAGCCGCCCUUGUAAAAUUAUUAGUACUAGGCAAAAAUUUCGGCAGGUCGUACGACCUGCGGGAUACGCUCAUCCAAUUAGGCCACGUACGAACCAGCAGGAAAGUGACAGUGGACGUUUUUCCUGCUGUUUAA